GUGAUUGGUUGGUUUAGUUCAAUUUUAAGGUUAAAUCACAAUUUUUGGACGCGUAAAUUUUAAAUAGUAGUAAAUUAUUGUGAAACUGAAAUCCAAGCCUUCGGAAAAUGAAACUCCUCACACACAAUAUGCUGACUUCGAAGUGUAUAAAAGGGGUCAGCGUAGGAUAUCCCUUAGCGAUUAAGGCAUCAGACGUGCGAAUAUGCGAAGUCGACUUCAAUCCCGAUUUCGUGUCACGGAUAAUUCCGAAAGUCGACUGGCCUGUUCUCUACAACGCGGCGGAGAGCAUCGGCCAAGUGGAAGACUUGCCCAAAGAACUAUCCGAGAACUACGAAAAUGAUCAUAAUUUCCUGAAAAAGGCGCAUCGGGUUUUGUUGGAAGUGGACGUGAUAGACGGCGAACUCGUUUGUCCCGAGAGCGGGAGAAAAUUCCCCAUUAGCAAUGGCAUUCCAAACAUGCUCCUGAAUGAGGACGAAAUCUAAAUUUGCCAAGUAUUAUUAUUUAUUAUUUUGUUUUUGCGAGGCAGGCAUGGAAUAAUGCGGAAACGUCAAACGCAAAGUCUAAUAUAAUGAGUUUAUUGAA
This is a messenger RNA of Cylas formicarius (sweet potato weevil), 582 nucleotides long. RefSeq names its product multifunctional methyltransferase subunit TRM112-like protein (gene Trmt112). The record is from RefSeq and is a predicted model, not a curated record. Bases 108 to 482 code for a protein of 124 amino acids. The transcript is spliced from 2 exons. NCBI's taxonomy places the organism in Eukaryota, Metazoa, Arthropoda, Insecta, Coleoptera, Brentidae. Gene Ontology annotation, molecular function: protein heterodimerization activity. Gene Ontology annotation, biological process: tRNA methylation; rRNA (guanine-N7)-methylation; peptidyl-glutamine methylation.